AUGGCAUCGACGUCGUCUGUGGGCAAUGCAUCCUCUGCCAACGCUUCGUCGGCGCAAGCGUUCUACACACACUUUCGAGCGGCAACCGAUUCGCUCCUCUCGCAACUUGCAGCUCCCACAACCGGCUCAGAUUCGCUGCAACAGGCAUUGGCAAAGUAUGCCUCUCUGAGCGCUGAACUUACCCAGGCGGUGGACAGCGGUGUGUUGCCGAGUCACGAUCAAGGAGUGCACAAACGGAGGCUGGAAGAGGUGUCUGCAGCACUGGAGCAGAGGAGAAGGGCGCUGGAGGAAGCGAAGCAGGUUGGGAAAGGGGAGGGGAAGAAGAGAGGUGGGUUCGCAUUCAAACGCAAGCAGCCGGUCGCAUCUGCUCCGAUACCACCGCCGAGUGCAACAGCUGCUUCCAAGGAGGAGGUGACGGCUGCAACCGCAAGCUCAUCGGAUGAGCCGCAAGCCUCUCGACAAUCAAGUCAUCUCACCAUCUCGACACUCCAAGAUACCAGAUACACGCAUCCCAUCCCCCAGCCCACAACAUCACAACCGGCUCCAUCGACACCAAUCUCGCUCGAUCUGACCAACAUCUCCCACUCGAUCGUCGACCUGCGCCCCCUCGCAACCACGCACACCAUCCUCGCCGUUCAGAUCCGCAACGUCCACUCCUCCGCUGUCCUCCUACCCCACGUCGAAGGCAGCGUCAUGGUGCACGAUCUCCAGCAAAGCGUGUUGGGCAUCGCAUCGUGUCAUCAGUUCCGAAUGCAUGUUUCGAAGGAUACGGUGGUGCAGUUGGAGACCAAGAGGGGCAGUGUGGUUACGAUCGAGGGGUGUAGCGCGGUGCGGUUUGUGACGCGGAGGGAGACGGAGGAGAUCAGGGUGCAGGACUUUGAUGAUCUGAUGAACAGCGAGGGUUUGAGGAGUGCAGAUGGUGUUCAGGGUGAGGCGAAUUACAGGUUGAUCAAGAGUCCGGGUGAUGAUAGUUUGGAAAGUAGGAUAGAUGCAAUGUCUGGCCCUGAUAUCAAGAUGUGCAUCGACAACGUCCGCAGACACUUUGACAGCUUCACAUAG
Pseudozyma hubeiensis SY62 is the source of this 1059-nucleotide messenger RNA. RefSeq lists its product as hypothetical. The transcript has a single exon. Gene Ontology annotation, cellular component: cytoplasm. The record is from RefSeq and is a predicted model, not a curated record. Bases 1 to 1059 code for a protein of 352 amino acids. Gene Ontology annotation, biological process: tubulin complex assembly; post-chaperonin tubulin folding pathway. NCBI's taxonomy places the organism in Eukaryota, Fungi, Basidiomycota, Ustilaginomycetes, Ustilaginales, Ustilaginaceae.